This is a messenger RNA of Paramecium tetraurelia, 1056 nucleotides long. RefSeq lists its product as uncharacterized. The transcript has 2 exons. Gene Ontology annotation, biological process: mitochondrial transmembrane transport. The record is from RefSeq and is a predicted model, not a curated record. Lineage: Eukaryota; Ciliophora; Oligohymenophorea; Peniculida; Parameciidae.
AUGAAAUAGGGGGAUCAUUUAAGUUCCACUACAAUUAUUUUUUCUUCAGGAUUGGCUAGCGUGAUUAGCACAAUCAUUAGUAAUCCUUUUGAAGUCUUAAAAAUAAGAUUGCAAGUAGACAAGAUGCAUUGCCAUGAGCAUCAACACCACCGUAAUCCCCAAAGAAGCAAACCAAAAUUUAAAUAUAUUCAUGAAAUAGCAUUAACAGGACAACCUACAAGAUCUCAAUUAAAUCAUUAUGGGAUGCUCUCGAAAUCAUUGAAAUUAUGGAAACCACAUAGAAUGAUUAAUGUUAUCGGAAAAUCUUAGGCCACAAACCCCUUAAUUAAAAUUUAUUAGAAUUGUACUUGCAUUACUACAAACUCUCUGGUUUAGGCCUUUUAACACAUCUAUACACAUGAAGGAGCCUCCACAUUCUUCAAUGGAUGGAGAUAUGCAGUUUUAUAAGCAGGAGCAUCAAAUAUAUGCUACUUCAUGUUUUAUGAGAGAACAAGAAAAUUCUUACAAUAAUUGGAAUUGCCUUCAAGCCGAUUGGUCGUUCCUCUAUUGGCCAGUUCGUUUAGUAGAGCAUUAACAACGACAAUAACAUUUCCAUUGGAGUAUUGGAAGGUAUUAUAGUCAUCGACGGUGGGGUAUUCAAAAUUGAAGAACAUUCAAUUAGGGACUCAACUUCACUCAGCUUAUCUCAUAACCAUUUAAAGAGAUAUUUUAUUUUCAUGCAUCUAUUGGAGUCUUCUAGAAAAUUUAAAAAUAGAAAUAGGAAAGGUUUUAAUAGAUUAGCCUAAUGCUGUGAAUCUCCUUUCAGCAAUGCUAGCCAGUAGUGUAACAGCUACAAUGACUCUUCCUUUAGAUGUAGUAAAGACAAGAAAACAAGUUAGUACAAGAAGUGAUUUUGGAUCCAGUCGAGAGUUGGCUUCAAUGGAGAUUUUGUAGAACAUCUAUAAGGAAGAAGGUUUUAAAGGAUUAUUUAAGGGAUAUCAACCAAGAAUUGCUAAAGUUACGAUGCAUUCUGGUUUAGUCUAUAUGAUGUAUGAGUACCUGAAGUAAUGGUUUUGA